UUAUUUUCCCAAAUCCAAAUUCCUUCCCCAAGUCAAACCUUCAGCAAAUUCCAAAUCCCAAAUUAUUUUUCUUCUUCUCUUCAUUUCCAUUCAAUUCAAACUCUAAAAUCUAUUUUUCUCAAAAUACCCUAAACUCACUUAUUUAUUCACUUAUUUACUUCAAUUUUUUAUUGUAUAAUUUUUUUUUUGAAAAAUUACAUAAAAAUAAACAAACUAAAAUCAUUUUUUUAAAUUUAACUCGAACAAAUAUAUUCGAUUCGAUUCGAUUUGAUUGGAUGCUACCCGCUACUUUAGGCAAUAAAGAAAGAGGUGCCCAACAGCCUCCUCCGAUCAACUCCCAAAACCCAAGUUCUAACUUCUUCAAUAAACUUCUACAGUUUUUUCUUUUUCUACUGUUUGAUCGACCCUUUCUUCAGAUUAAAAAAAAAAAAAACCCUAGACUUCUUCAAUGUCACUUUUACAUUUCUUUCAAGUCUCUAAAAAAGCAUUUGGCUUCGUUUCGCGACGAGGGAGCCAACCAAAUUCCACACUUCCGGAGGAACUAUGCAUUCGUCAGUUUUCACUAGCAGAGAUCAAAGCUGCGACUGCCAACUUCGAUGAAGGCUUUAUUAUUGGUAUAAGUAAUUUUGGAUCUGUAUACAAAGGGGUUAUAGAUGAUGGGACCUUUACAGUUGCUAUCAGACGCAUGAAAUUUAGUCUUAGUGCGUUCCGAACUGAAGUGGUAUUCCUUAGCCAGCUGAACCACUUAAAUGUUGAAUCUCUCAUUGGAUUCUGCAAUGAGAAGGGGGAAACAAUCCUUGUUUAUGAAUACCUGAGCAAUGGGUCGCUCUUUGAUUAUCUCCAUGGUAAUGGUAUCAGUUGCAAUCCAAUUGCCUGGGAAAAGAGGCUACAAAUCUGCAUUGGUGCAGCGCGUGGAUUACAUUACCUUCAUACCGGAGUAAAGUAUAUAGUACUGCACCGCAACGUGACCAGCAACACUAUUCUUUUAGAUCAUGAAUUGGUUCCUAAACUUUCUGGGUUCUUUUUGUCCAGGUUAGGGCCUCAUAGCAUGUCAAAAGCUUCAAUUAAAAAAGAGUCGCUAGAUGUGAUGGCUACUUUCGGAUGCCUUGAUUCAGAAAAUCUGUCAGGAAAAAAUGAUGUCUAUGCAUUUGGUGUUGUCUUACUCGAAGUAAUUUGUGGUAAAACACCAGUCUUUGAAGCAAAUGGUCAGAAAAGAUCUCUGGCUGCCUGGGCAAAUUGGUGUUUCAAGAAUGGGACCAUUUAUCACAAUAUUGAUCCAUAUUUAAAGGGGAGGAUAGCCCCAGAGUGCUUCAACAAGUAUGCGGAGAUUGCUAUGUCUUGUAUCUCUUAUAGCGCAGAUGAACGACCAUCCAUGGGUGAAGUAGAGUCGACUCUACAGGAUGCACUGGAACUGCAGAAGAAAGCAGACUCUGAAAUGAAAUGUAUAAUUCCUCACAGCGAGGUCAUGUAUGAAGAUGAACUAUUUUGUGCACCUUAAUAACAAUGAAGAAUGAAAAGCCAUGAAUUGUGAUAAAAUUUCUGGCAAUAAUAGCACAGCAGUUGGGGAUUUAAUAGCCAUUGAGGUAUGAAGAUACAAAACAGAUGUGCCUUUAGUUGAUGUCUAUGGGAACUACAGUGUUCUGUUUGUUUUUAGAAAGUUUCUUCCAUUGCUAUUGAAGAUAUAUAUCUAUACAUGCCAUUUCUAAAUUUGUUAACAGAAUUAGUGCCCUUUCUCAUUAGCAUGUAUACACCAAAUUUUUUCUCAAUUUACAGGACUUUUGUCUACUUGUUAAGGAAA
This is a messenger RNA of Gossypium arboreum, 1798 nucleotides long. Its product is annotated as receptor-like protein kinase FERONIA. The transcript has a single exon. Gene Ontology annotation, cellular component: plasma membrane; plasmodesma. Gene Ontology annotation, molecular function: transmembrane receptor protein tyrosine kinase activity; ATP binding. Bases 449 to 1498 code for a protein of 349 amino acids. Gene Ontology annotation, biological process: protein autophosphorylation. The record is from RefSeq and is a predicted model, not a curated record. Lineage: Eukaryota; Viridiplantae; Streptophyta; Magnoliopsida; Malvales; Malvaceae.